Indicator indicator is the source of this 2794-nucleotide messenger RNA. RefSeq names its product acid phosphatase 1 (gene ACP1). The transcript has 6 exons. Gene Ontology annotation, molecular function: acid phosphatase activity; non-membrane spanning protein tyrosine phosphatase activity. Gene Ontology annotation, cellular component: cytoplasm. Lineage: Eukaryota; Metazoa; Chordata; Aves; Piciformes; Indicatoridae. The coding region runs from base 13 to 489 and encodes 158 amino acids. Gene Ontology annotation, biological process: protein dephosphorylation. The record is from RefSeq and is a predicted model, not a curated record.
CCCUGAAGGAAGAUGGCGGCAGGGGAGGUGAAGUCGGUGCUCUUCGUGUGCUUGGGAAACAUUUGUCGCUCUCCAAUAGCUGAAGCAGUUUUUAGAAAACUUGUAACUGAUGAAAAACUUGACAAUAAGUGGAUGACAGACAGUGCUGCUGUUUCAGACUGGAACGUGGGGCGCUCCCCAGAUGCAAGGGCUUUAAGUUGUCUAAGAAAUCAUGGCAUUGAGACAACACAUAAAGCACGGCAGAUUACUAAAGAAGAUUUCCAGACCUUUGAUUAUAUACUUUGCAUGGAUGAGAGCAAUCUGAGAGAUCUGAAACGGAAGAGCAACCAAGUUAACUCCUGUAAGGCCAAAAUUGAACUACUUGGAAGUUACGAUCCACAGAAACAACUUAUCAUUGAAGAUCCAUACUAUGGCAGUGAAAAGGACUUUGAAACUGUUUACGAGCAAUGUGUAAGAUGCUGUAAAGCAUUUUUGGAGAAGCCUCAUUAACGCUUUACCAUUUUGUUUCUAAAAGAAUAUAAUUAGCUUCUCCACAAAUAUGUAAGGUGUACUUAAUUGAUGUAUUAAAAUUGUAAAAUUAUGCCACAGUAGGUUCAAAGCUUUUUCAGUUUAAUUUUAUAUUUUCAGUCUUCUGUCAUCUAAUUUAAAAGCACAAGAAAUUUGUAACUGUUUUGUCACACAUCAGUGUAAUAAUAAAAGUCUAUGAUUGAGAAUAAAAUGAUCUGUAACCUCUUCCAGUGCUUUUUGACAAGCACUGCAAAAGUAGCCUCUUGCUUCUUUAUGUUCUGUACUCACUAAAACGAGGUCUUCUUGCAGUGCCCUUAGUGAGUUUCAGUGGGAGUCUGAGAUAAUAGUUCAUGUAUGAUAAGUCAGGUUUGUCAUCCUAGUAUCAUUAGGCAGCCUUUGGACUGAAGGUGUGCCAUGCUGAGCCUGCUAAACUAAAGGAACUGCCUGUCCCCAGGCAGACACUGCUCUUUAACAUACUCUCAACACUUAAGCAAGGAAAAUCCCUUGUGCAUGUGUCAUCAGGAUUGUGUGAAAACAUGGCUUUGUGUCAUUUCAAAUGCUCAGUUAUUCAAAGAAGAAAUAAUUUUUGUUCUAGUACAUUUUUAUACUAAUUAAGGUGAAGUACUUCAGAAAUAGUAAGUGAUGUUAACAGAACUUUCCUAGCCUUUAGUCUUGUUAUCAAUUCCUAGCAUGCUGAUACACAUAGCAUUUAGUUUGACGACAGAACAGCUCAGCUUAAAAGCCUAAAUGUGACAUGUACAUUUUUAUCUCAUAGUCAAAUCCUCCAAUCCAUUCCAUGUACCCAAUAAGAAAUUUGCUGUAAUCCUAGUUCUUGUGUGGGUGUCAGACUGUAUUUAGUCAUCAGAAUGCCUUGCCUGUCAGAAGUGUUCUCUGACAGUAGAGUUCAACUGAAAGACAGUCCAUCUGUAAUAUAAUACAAACUUAACAGAAGGCCAGUAAGUAGAAAGUUCUGAUCUUGGAUAAAAAGUAAAUGCUUUGUAAAAAUCCUUGCCUGCUUGUCUGAACAUCACCAUUCAUUUCUGCCUUAUAAAGUACUAAGAUCAGUAAUGACCUGAUUCCAGGAUAAUCUUCCUAUUUUGAAUAGUAUCAGCAUUGCUGUGAACUAUCAUUACCAUAUUAUCUGUGAAAAUGUGUCUGUAAAACUGGCUUGGUUUUUAGCCUUGAUUUUUUGCCUUUGCUUUCUAGAUUAGUAGAGCAGCCUUUUUGUUACCCACUCUUCUUUCCCUUCUGGGAGAGGGAAGCAUUUUGAUAGAGGACCCUGUUAUUUCUGGGAAGAGAGGAAUCUUGCUGUCACUGCAUGUAGUGCAGUUUUCUGGGACUCUGGCUAUAGAAGAGCUGUGUUUGUGCUGGUGAAGUUUCUGAUUUAUGCAAAAAUUUCAAUUAGACAUAACACUUAAGGAACCUGCUUACAGAAACGCAAGUAGUAGACGUAACUCUUAAAUACAGAAAUCACAUCUUUGUGCAUUAUGGCAUUGACAGUAGUUUUGACUUCUAAAGGAAUAGUUUUUAUUCCUAGAAUAAUAGUUUUUACUUCUAGCUAGGAAUUUGCAAGUUAAUAGCUGUUUCACUUCAGGGACAAGGAGUAACAAUAUUUCAGGUCAGUUCAAGCACUAACUUGGAAAAAUAUUUUUUCCAUUUCUUGCAUGAAUGCUUGGACAGAAUAAAUGAGGGAAAAUGAUGGGCAGUUAGGGACAAACCACUUUAAUGUGGUUUUAUGCACUAGUCUCAGAAGUGGAAGUAUUUAGAUACAAUCUAAUGUUAAUCAUCACCAAAGUGGCAAUUUAAAAUCUUCCAGUGAAAGUAAAGUAACUUAGAACACUGAGCAUGUGAUAGUUUAUGCUUUCCCAUUCAUGGCUGAGUAGGAAUUGAAUCUACAGUUUCCUAUAAUAAAGCUAAGAUUUAGAAGUCUUAAAUCUUUAUUUUGUAGCUGCUGAAGUGAGGGAGAUAAAAGGGUAUGGUUAUUUACCUGCAGUAUGGUUGUUGACCUUCAAUAGGCUUAGGAGUCUUCCUGUAGAGUAAUACUAAGUCAGAAGUAUUUGUGUUAAAUUCAGUUCAGAUUUUAAAUGUUUCAGCUUGGAGGUCUAUUAUCAACAAGUAAUCUAUUGGCUAAAUAAUUCACCAGCUCUACUAGGAGGAAAAAGCUGAUUGAUUUUAAGAUUUUAUCCUUAGUUUCUUUUGGAAGAGAAAGAAGACACUGGUAUUUUAAAAGAACUAUAGAAUACAAGAACACAGAACAGGAAUUGUCUUCAGAAAUGACAGGAGCACA